AUGUGCCACUUUCAGGUCUCCUCACACUGCUGGUGGGUUCCAUUUUGUCAUAGGGUGCUGGCAGAUUACGGGCCUCCCAUUGCUGCUGCCAGGCCCCUAAUCUGCCAUGGGCCCCUGUACCGCCUCCUCAUGCUGCUGCCAGGUCCACAGUGUGUCAUGGGUCCCUGUACCGCCUCCCAUUGCUGCUGUCUCCAUCGCCACACUCUGCCAUGUGCCACUUUCAGGUCUCCUCACACUGCUGGUGGGUUCCAUUUUGUCAUAGGGUGCUGUAUGGCCUCCCAUUGCUGCUGCCUCCACCGCCACACUGUGGCUCCACACUCUGGUUUUGGCCCCGUGACUGCCCAAAUGAGUGAAGUGUGCGGUGAUUCUAAGAUCGACGGCACUCAUCUGCAUGUCAUACUGACUGACGGUAUUAUUUCUCUUCCCCAGCAGACUCCAAGGGCAUUUAAAUUAAAGGUACAGUGUUCUGCACUAAUAUAA
Messenger RNA from Staurois parvus, 480 nucleotides. The record is from the annotation of a GenBank genome assembly. NCBI's taxonomy places the organism in Eukaryota, Metazoa, Chordata, Amphibia, Anura, Ranidae.